AUAGCGACCGCAAACCUUCACAGCCGCUAGUAGCUUUGUGGACAAAUUUUAUGUCGCGUGCGUUUUCCAUCGUAAGCCGGCUUUACUUGUGAUAAUGGAUGCUAAACUUCAACUUUCAGCCUCUAAAGUAAUUCCUAUUGCCUUCCCCAAAGGGAGGGAAAAGUUUUGUGAAGUUUGCCAACAAGCGGCGUACCUGCAAUGCACUAAGUGUAAAGUGACUUUUUACUGUCAUGCAGAUCACCAACAAACUGACUGGGUGGCGAUCCAUGGGAGGAUUUGCCAACUACUUGUUCCCAUCCGCACCUCGGCACUUGCCCUCCAGCAAUCUAGCCACGUGGAAAACCAGAUCAAAAAGGCAGAGCUGAUAGAAAUUUGCAGGUUAGUGGCUCAAGGGAAACUUUUGGAGGGUAAACACCAGGAGGCUCUGCUUGCUGCCCAGUUCUGCCUGCGCUGUUCUAUAGAUUUCCACGGCCCCUGUACUGUUCAACUGGUCCCUGCCUACCUGCUGCUGGCUGAGGCCAACAUGGGUUUGGAUGAUCUAGCCCUUGUAGCAGAGCACUUAUCCCUGGCAGAGUGGGUGGUGUUGAAAAAUCCAGAAUGUGGUCUCUCUGUCCGCCACCGUUUGCAUAGAAGCCUAGGCCGCCUCCACACAGCAACUGGAAACCUGGAAGAAGCUCUGUUUCACUUUUCAAAUGAUAUAUACCUUGCCAGUGAGGAGUAUGGUCUCGAUAGCACAGUCCUUUGUGGUGGCUACUUUCUGAUGGCGAAUGUGUUUGUCAAACAGGGGAAGAUCCCCGUUGUUCAUUCCUUAUACUCUGAGAUUUCAAACACUUGGCACAGUCAUCUCACCAAACUUCUUGAGACCCACAUGCAAAGCAUCCCAAAUCCUGCCAAUUUUUCAGCCUCCCCUAUUGACCAUGCCCAGCAAACGGAACUGGAUAAGAUGUUAAGAGCCAUAUUGGAGUUUGAGCAGAAUGACUGCAGAAAAGACUCAGCUCAGAUUGCACUGGUGGCCCACUGCCUCGCCAUGCUGUGGUUCAUAGGGGGGGAUUCCCUAAAGGCAGGGGGAUUUGCCAGCACAGCCCUGCAGGCCAGCCAGCUGAUACCAGAGCAUGACCUGACAGAACCCAUCCAGGGCCUGUUGCAGCUGGUGCAGAAUCAGCAGACAGAUGCACAACCUGGUUCUCACUAGUCAGCACCCUUCUCCUUCCUUUUCUUAUUUGGAGAUGUGAUCUACUUGGACAUCACUUUGAAUAUAUAGGGAUAAAAAUGAAUUUCUUAUAAAUAA
This is a messenger RNA of Melanotaenia boesemani (Boeseman's rainbowfish), 1288 nucleotides long. RefSeq names its product zinc finger, MYND-type containing 12 (gene zmynd12). The record is from RefSeq and is a predicted model, not a curated record. Bases 95 to 1192 code for a protein of 365 amino acids. The transcript is spliced from 8 exons. Lineage: Eukaryota; Metazoa; Chordata; Actinopteri; Atheriniformes; Melanotaeniidae.